AUGGGACAGCAUAGUAACUUAUCUUUACUCUCUUCUGUUGUCACAGUGGGUUCAUUGCUGUUUGGAGCCUAUUCCACUUACCAAUUGUUAUAUUGCAAAUCAGAUGAAAUAUCAAAACCUAAAGAUGGUGUGGAAGAACUAAUAGGGAACACACAAAUGGUGAAGAUUAGAUCACUAUCUAAUGCCACAGGGGCAGAAAUAUACGCCAAGUUAGAGCUAGGAAAUCCGGCCGGUAGUGCCAAGGAUCGUGUUGCUUUAAAUAUUAUCAAGAUGGCAGAAAAACGAGGAGAUUUGGUCAGAGGGGAACCUGGUUGGGUGUUUGAAGGUACAAGUGGUUCUACAGGGAUAUCUAUUGCUAUGAUAUGUAAUGCACUUGGCUAUAGGGCACACAUUUCCUUACCGGAUGAUACAUCCUUAGAAAAAUUGGCAUUGUUGGAGAGUCUUGGUGCCACUGUGAAUAAAGUCAAGCCUGCAAGUAUUGUAGACCCUAAUCAGUACGUUAAUGCAGCCAAGAAAGCAUGUGAAACUUUACUAAGGGAGAAUGAGGAUGGUAGUGUGAAGGGAGUAUUUGCAGACCAAUUUGAAAACGAGGCGAAUUGGCGUGUUCAUUAUGAGACUACUGGGCCUGAAAUUUAUAAGCAGAUGGAAGGUAGAAUAGAUGGGUUUAUUGCAGGGUGUGGUACAGGUGGUACCAUCUCAGGAGUAUCCAAAUAUUUGAAGGAAAAGGCUAACGUUUCGUGUAAAGUUGUACUAGCUGAUCCUCAAGGGUCAGGUUUCUACAAUAGAAUUAAUCAUGGUGUCAUGUAUGAUUUUGUUGAGAAGGAGGGAACUAGACGGAGACAUCAAGUGGAUACGAUCAUUGAAGGUAUUGGUUUAAAUAGGAUUACAAAAAACUUCCGUAAGGGAGAAACGUUUAUCGAUUCCUCGAUCCGUGUGAGUGAUCAACAGGCUCUUGAUAUGGCAAAAUAUUUAUCCGUCAAUGAUGGGCUCUUUGUUGGGAGUAGCACUGCCAUCAACGCAGUAGCUGCUGUGAAGCUAGCUAAAGAGUUAGGGCCGGGAUCGAGGAUAGUGAUCAUUGCGUGCGACAGCGGUUCGCGACACCUAAGUAAAUUCUGGAAGGAGGCCCGGGAGGUAAACAGAGACCUCACUCUAGAGCAGGCAAUGCACUAG
Molecule: messenger RNA, 1170 nt
Organism: Naumovozyma castellii
Lineage: Eukaryota; Fungi; Ascomycota; Saccharomycetes; Saccharomycetales; Saccharomycetaceae
Gene: MCY1
Product: putative cysteine synthase
Exons: 1
Coding region: 1-1170 (389 amino acids)
Source: RefSeq, a predicted model, not a curated record